Dentiscutata heterogama is the source of this 1454-nucleotide messenger RNA. The record is from the annotation of a GenBank genome assembly. Lineage: Eukaryota; Fungi; Glomeromycota; Glomeromycetes; Diversisporales; Gigasporaceae.
AUGGAAAAGGCAGUUCGCAAGGCAACAAAACCCAAGCGUGCUGCUCCAAAAGCAAAAUAUCUAAAAGUAUUAAUAGAAGCAACUUCGGAUGAAUCUGCUUUAGGGUCGGCACUAAAGCAUCUUAAUCAUCGUCUAAAGGAACACAGCUGGACAGUUGUUUUCAAAAGUCUUAUUGUUAUUCAUGUUUUAAUGAGACAAGGCGUAAAUGCUCGUGUUUUAAAUUAUUUGGUGAGAGAUCCAACAAUUUUAAAUGUAUCAAGUUUUAAAGAUAAGUCAGGUACUCAAGGUUCUGAGCAAACUAAAAAUAUUCAUACAUAUGCCGCGUACAUUGAAGAAAAAGUAGCUGUAUACCGAGACUUAAAAGUCGAUUUUGUCAGAGAAAAAUUAGAUAAUGGCGAAGGCCGAUUAAGAAAGCUCUCAGUUGAAAAGGGACUUCUACGAGAAGUUGAAAUACUUCAACGUCAAAUAGCAGCUUUACUAAAUUGCAAGUUCUUUAUAGAUGAAGUAGAUAACGAAGUAACGUUGACAGCAUUUCGACUCCUUGUUGAGGAUUUACUUACACUAUUCCAAGCUAUUAAUGAGGGAGUCAUCAACGUUCUAGAACAUUAUAUUGAAAUGUCACGGAUUAACGCUAAAACUUCACUACAGAUUUAUAAAAAGUAUGUUCAACAGACUGAAAAAGUCGUUGAUUUUCUUAGCAUAGCAAAAAGAAUGCAAGCUGCUCUUAGAAUGAGCGUUCCAAACCUAAAACAUGCUCCUACAUCUCUAACAGCUACUCUAGAAGAUUAUGUUAAUGAUCCAGACUUCGAGGAAAACAGAAGGCAAUAUAAUGAAAAUAAGGGUUCAAAACAGGUUAAACAAACUGUUGAUAACAAAACCUCAUCGAAUAGCACUCCUAAAAAUACUGUAAAAAGUGUAGAUCCCUCUGUUCUUUCAAUCGUUACAAACGUUACCAAAACAUCUUCAAAAGAAAAAGAAUUUAUUGAUUUCUUCUCAAGUAUAGAACAAGAACAAACUUUGAUUUUUGGACCGCUUCAAACGUAUUCUCCCACAAAUACGUUAAGUCGCAGCGUUACCAACCCAUUUAUAGGGAUUCAAAAUCAACACAUAACCGAAUUUUCUUCACAACCUCAGAUAGUUCAAUCACCAGUUACUUCUCAUGAUACUAAUCCAUUUCGAUUUACCAUUAUCGGUCAAGAUGUGUCCACUAAUAGAUCUUCUACCAUGUUUGGUCAAGAUAUGUCCUCUAAUAGAGCUUCAAUUUUGCCAUCUGUGCAGCAAAACCCAUUCCAAUCUUCUAUACCUAUUUCGUCUUAUAGUAAUCCAUUCACUUCUAUGAAUACUAUUCAAUCUCCACAAUUAUCUCAACAAUUAUCCCCACAAUUAUCUCCACAAUCUAUGCAAAUAACUCCAAUUCAAUCCAAUACUACUUUAGAUAGUAACCCGUUUAGAAG